This is a messenger RNA of Suillus fuscotomentosus, 219 nucleotides long. RefSeq lists its product as uncharacterized. The record is from RefSeq and is a predicted model, not a curated record. Bases 1 to 219 code for a protein of 72 amino acids. The transcript is spliced from 2 exons. NCBI's taxonomy places the organism in Eukaryota, Fungi, Basidiomycota, Agaricomycetes, Boletales, Suillaceae.
AUGUCUCUACCACUUCCUAACAUAGCACGACCCAUAUCUCACCCAGCGUGCUCGAGCACUUUGUUGGCCACUCGCUCAUACCAGCACUCCGGUCGCUCAUCAGUCGCACGUCGGCGCGUGCAUCCUUGGUUCCGUCGCUCAUCCUCUGUCUAUCCAUUCCAUGUCCAUUUGGUUCCGCUUAUGGUCAUAUUCCGUAUGUUUUCCAUGAUGGACCCUUAG